Cannabis sativa is the source of this 1252-nucleotide messenger RNA. RefSeq names its product ethylene-responsive transcription factor 5. The coding region runs from base 169 to 1149 and encodes 326 amino acids. The record is from RefSeq and is a predicted model, not a curated record. Lineage: Eukaryota; Viridiplantae; Streptophyta; Magnoliopsida; Rosales; Cannabaceae. Gene Ontology annotation, molecular function: DNA-binding transcription factor activity; DNA binding. The transcript has a single exon. Gene Ontology annotation, biological process: regulation of DNA-templated transcription; ethylene-activated signaling pathway.
AGCAACGAUACUUCCUCUCACUCUCCUUCCUUAUCCCAUGAAACUCGCGCCUUCUCUCUCUAUAAAUACCCCUUUCUUCACUCUUAUCUUCCACUCAAUCAAACCAAUUCAUUUUCACAUUCUCUCUCUCUAGAAAAAAUUAACUGUUUGAGGUCAGUUUCAUCAUCCAUGGCUAACAUCGACGAAUUUUCAAAGCUUCAGUUCAUUAAACAACAUCUUCUUGGUGACCUUUCUUCUCCUUUGAGUAACUUCCCUUUUGGUGAUUGUUCAACUUCUUCAUCUGAAUCUCUGAUCCAAGUCUCCGAUUACUUGGGCUCUGAUUUCUCUGGGUUUGAAUCGAAACCUGAAGUGGUCGAUCUCACAACCCCUAAAAUUUUAAAUAUGAGUAAUGAUAAUAAUAAUAACAAUAGUAAUAAUAAUUCGUUUGAAUUCGAAUCGAAGCCUCGAGUUUUUGAUCUCAAACGUUCAAACUCUGAAGCGAGCUGCAAUUCAUUUGAAUUCGAUUCGAAACCCCAAAUUUCUAAUCCUAAAUCGACCGAUUCGAGCUCUCCCUCGAGCCGAAAAAGGUCGUUGAAGAUUUCGCUCCCGGCCAAGACCCCAGCGCAAUGGAUCCAAUUCGGGGCUCCGAAGCCAGCCGUUCAGGUUCAGAAACCGGCCGUGGUUCAUGAGGAGAAGAAGCAUUAUCGAGGUGUCCGACAAAGGCCAUGGGGCAAGUUCGCAGCCGAGAUCCGUGACCCGAACCGAAAAGGCUCCAGGGUUUGGCUGGGUACAUUUGAAACCGCUAUUGAAGCCGCUAAAGCCUAUGACAGAGCCGCCUUUAAGCUGCGUGGCUCGAAAGCCAUACUCAAUUUUCCAUUGGAAGCUGGGAAGUGUGACGAGAAAGAGGAGAAUGUUACCGUUAAGGUUAUUGAGAUGAAACGACGCCGUCAAGAAGAGGAAGAAACAGAAGCGAAACCAGUUGUGAUAGAGAAGAAGAUAAAGUUCACAGAAGCGGAGGAUAACUCUCUCAGUUACUUGAGGGAUAUUCCGUUAACGCCGUCAAAUUGGACGGCUUGGGACUCUGACCUUAAAGGGGUUUUCAGUGUUCCGCCUUUGUCUCCGUUAUCUCCACAUCCGUCGCUCGGAUUUCCUCAACUCAUGGUUGUAUAAUAUAAAAUAAAUAAUUUUUUCCAACUUUCGUAAAUGUAAAUAUUGCAUCAAAUUUUUUUAUUUUAUUUUACAAAUGGGAAGAGUUUCUCUUUUAUUUAUUUAA